AUGGCGGCCUCCAGGGAGAGUGGAGCGCAGCUGUUGGCGAGACUGGGCAGCCGACCAUCACUGACCCAGCUCGAGACGUCCCUCUUCAGCGCCGAUGCCGGUCCAAAGCCGGGAGACGCCGUAGAAUUCUACGGACCGGAGGGAACUGCCAAGACGGAGAUGCUGCUUCACCUCACGGCCCGCUGUAUCCUCCCCGCAUCCCUUGGCGGUCUGGAGGCUGGCGUGGUGUUCAUCGACACUGACUUCCAUUUCGACAUCCUCCGACUGGUCGCUAUACUAGAAGGCAGGCUAGACACCACAGACGAGGACAGGGUAAAGGAUUGUCUACGUAGGCUGUACAUCGUGAGGUGCAACAGCAGCGAACAGCUAGUCAUCACUCUGCACUCUUUAGAACACAUCCUUGCGUCCACCCCCGACGUAGCUCUGCUAAUAGUGGACAGCAUUUCGGCUUUCUACUGGCUUGACAGGAGCACAGAUGACAGCAUAUCUGGACAGGAACUAAACCAGAGACGAUGCGUCGACGUUCUGUCUAGAUACCUUACGGACUACGGAAUAGUCCUCAUCGCUACCAAGCAAGCUAUAUUUGGUCAGAAAAGUAGGAAGAGCCAACAAAAGGAAGACACCACACUGUCUCCGAAGGUGGAGAAGACAAAAGUUGAGAAUGUGGAACACUAUGAAUACAUGUGCCAUGCAUGGCAGAAUAUGAUCAAGUAUCGUUAUGUGUUCUCAAGAGCUACAAAGCAGGAAGAAUCUACAGGAGACAGUGGCAAAGAGAUGACUACUUAUAGUGCAACUAUGAUAAAGCCAGGAGGACACACGUGUGAAUUUAUUGUGACUGAAAGAGGAAUAUCCUUCAUAGGAUUAUAGUAAUACCAUUACUGUAAGCUGUAGCUAUUGCAAUACAGUUGCAUUUUUGAGGAAACUUGACAUAUUUGUUGCAUUCACAUUGUAAUGAUGAUGACACACCAAGUUAAAAAAUGUUAAAAACAUUCCUAUUUCUAGGAAAAGGAAGUGAUUUUAUUUUUUGUUACUGAAUGUUUAUGUUGGUGGUUUAGACUUCCUCAAAACAUUGUAGGGACCAAUAUUUCAUUGUUGUUAACUUGUAUCUUGCAAGUGGGCAUUGACCCAAUUAAUAACCAGUUCUGUAUCAAACAGUACCGGUAUGUAAUCUGAAAAAAAAUGACAUUAAAACAGCGAU
Molecule: messenger RNA, 1198 nt
Organism: Branchiostoma belcheri (Belcher's lancelet)
Lineage: Eukaryota; Metazoa; Chordata; Leptocardii; Amphioxiformes; Branchiostomatidae
Product: DNA repair protein XRCC2-like
Exons: 2
Coding region: 1-867 (288 amino acids)
Biological process (GO): DNA strand invasion; double-strand break repair via homologous recombination
Cellular component (GO): replication fork; centrosome; Rad51B-Rad51C-Rad51D-XRCC2 complex
Molecular function (GO): four-way junction DNA binding; ATP binding; ATP-dependent DNA damage sensor activity
Source: RefSeq, a predicted model, not a curated record